Aedes albopictus (Asian tiger mosquito) is the source of this 3197-nucleotide messenger RNA. Its product is annotated as protein aubergine. The coding region runs from base 383 to 3046 and encodes 887 amino acids. Gene Ontology annotation, cellular component: P granule. Gene Ontology annotation, biological process: regulatory ncRNA-mediated gene silencing. Gene Ontology annotation, molecular function: RNA endonuclease activity; protein binding; piRNA binding. The record is from RefSeq and is a predicted model, not a curated record. The transcript is spliced from 5 exons. NCBI's taxonomy places the organism in Eukaryota, Metazoa, Arthropoda, Insecta, Diptera, Culicidae.
AAGGUUUUUUUGCUGGAAUUUUUUAAAAUUGCACAGAAGAUGCGUGGUAACAUGGUGAAAUAGCGACUUGGAGCUCACUAUCACAGUGGAAAGUGUCGAACCAAAACAUAGCAGAACGUGUGUGAGUGUGUAGGUACUACGGUCCUAGAGGGUGGUUAUGUGUAUGUUGGGUUGGUUGGGUGGUUCUAUGUGUGGGCCCAUCCACAUCGGCGACGAAUGUUUUGUGGUUACGUUCGGUCACAGUCUGUCGUGGACCUAGUGCGGAGUAGAUCUAGAGUGUAUGAAUCGAAUCGGAUUGUAGUGAAAAAAUCGAAGUGAAUUCUAUUUUGAUUGUUUGGAGAAACAUAUUUGGCACUCGGUCUAAGGACGUCACAACCGAAGAAUGGCCGAUAAUCCCCAGGAGGGCUCCAGUGGCGGCCGGAUACGGGCCCGCGGUUUCGUAGGAGGAUCCUCAUCGCGUGGCGGCUACAACGGAGGAUCUUCACGAGGCGCUUGGCCAGGGUCGGACAAUGGAGGCGGAUAUAGAGGUGAUCACCGGCAGAAGCCUUACGAUCGUCCGGAACAUUCGCCACCGAGCGUGGCACCAACAGAGGAAGUGUCCGCAUUGGAGUCGGAAAUUAAGCAGGAGAAGAUGCAGGGCCGAGGUGAGCGUGGUGGCCGAGGAGGCUCCCGAGGUGGUCGUGGUGGACUGCGAGGAAACCGUUAUUUGCCGGAAAUUGUGCAUACCCGUACGGACACAUCGGUUGCCAAGCAAGGAAACACCGGACGACCUAUCAUGCUUCAGACCAAUUAUUUCCGUGUGCUUCGCAAUGAGGACGAGCGAAUUUUCCAUUAUCGUGUCGAUUUUAAUCCCUCGGUGGAAGCGAACAAGAAAAUGCGAGCUCUUAUGUUCCAGAUCAAGCCACACAUUGGAGGGUACGUGUUUGACGGAACGCAGGUCUUUACGCGAACAAAGUUAGAAAAGGACCCGGCGGAGUUCACAGCUAGGGACAAAUUCACCGAAGAAGACCAUGUUAUUACUUUGCGACGAGUUGGCGAUGUUACCGGUACGAAUGAAAAAGCUUUUGUGGUAUUCAACCUUAUCAACCGUCACGCCAUGGCCGGCCUCAAAUUACAACUUAUUGGGCGAAGUUUCUUCGACCCGGAAGCUAAAGUCUCAAUCAGACAGUACGGAAUUGAUCUGUACCCGGGCUAUCUCACGAGCAUCCGCCAGCACGAGCAGGAUGUGCUUAUGUGUGCCGAACUGACACACCGGGUUAUGCGCACGGACACGUGCUAUUCGCUAUUUGAACACUGCAUGAAUCAACGCGGAAACUUCAAGGACAACUACAAACGCAUGGUUCUGGGAACUGUGGUAAUGUCCACCUAUGGCAAGAACAAUACUUACACCAUCUCGGACGUUGAAUUCGACGUCAACCCGGAGAGCACUUUCGAGACCAAGAAGGGCCCGAUCACCUUCAUGCAGUACUUCAAGGACAAAUACAAUAUUGUUAUUCGGGAUCCGCGGCAACCGAUGCUGGUGUCCCGCUCAAAAGCCAGGGACAUCCGGGCGGGUUUACCGGAGCUGAUCUACCUUAUUCCCGAACUGUCCAGGAUCACUGGCAUUACCGACGAUAUGCGACGGGAUUUCCAUCUCAUGCGGGCGAUUGCCGACCACACCCGGUUGAACCCGGACAAGCGUAUCCAACGGCUGGAGACGUUCAACCGGCGGAUGCAACAGUCCAAGGACAGUUCCGAUGUGUUCAAGUUCUGGAAAACGGAACUGGACCGCAGACUGGUGGAGGUUCCAGCCCGUGUGCUCCCGCCGGAGACGGUGUUCUUCCACCCGGAGCAGGAUCAGUGCAAGGUCCUGGCAGGUGAGAUGGCCGAAUGGCAAAUGGCAUUCCGCAACAACCCGAUGUAUCUGACGGUUGCUCUCACCAAUUGGUACGUGGUCGUGCCCGGCGGUUCGGAACGGUUGAUCGUCGAUUUCAUGUCCUGCUUGAAACAAGCCGCUUCACAGAUGUAUUUCCAAAUCGAAGAGCCUCGCCGCAUUUCCAUUCCCAACGAUUCACCCGUCGUCUACGUGGAGCAGUUGAGCCAGAUCGUUCAGCGAGAUCCCCAGCUGAUCAUGUGCUUGGUGACGAACGACAAGGCCGAUCGUUAUUCGGCCAUUAAGAAGAAAUGCUGCGUGGACCGAGCCGUACCGACGCAGGUGCUGAAGACCCGAACGAUCACCCCUAAGGGAGGAAAUGUACGUACGCUGAUGUCCGUGGCCACCAAAGUAGCGAUCCAGAUGAACUGCAAGCUGGGUGGAAUUCCAUGGGUCAUCAAGAGCCCUCUGGCUUCGGUGAUGGUAAUCGGAUACGAUGUGUGCAAGGAUUCCAAGGAUAGAUCGAAAGGAUACGGAGCGUUGGUGGCCUCCAUGUAUGGAGGUGGCAUCAAACAUCCCAAGUACUACUCGACCGUAAACCAGCAUGCCCACGGAGAGGAGCUGUCCAACUACUUGGCCUUAAAUGUUAUCAAGGCGAUCCGCGCGUAUCAGUCGAGCUUUGGAAACAUCCUGCCGCAGCGUAUCGUUAUCUACCGGGAUGGCGUUGGCGAUGGGGAUUUGGGCUUCGUUUACGAGCACGAAGUCGGUGCUGUGAAGGAAAAACUGGAAGCCGCUUACAAAGGACAGGAUUUCCCGUCGAAGCUGACCUUCUUCGUUGUCAACAAGCGCAUCAACACGCGACUGUUCCAAGAUCGGAGGAACCCAACACCUGGAACCAUAGUCGAUGACGUCAUUACACUACCCGAGAGAAACGACUUCUACCUGGUUUCCCAGAGCGUCCGGCAGGGUACGGUCUCCCCGACGUCGUACAACAUUCUGAGGGACGAAUCCGGCCUCAGUGCCGAUCGGUUGCAGUUGUACACCUUCAAGCAGACGCACAUGUACUACAACUGGUCCGGUACCGUCGGGGUGCCGGCCGUUUGUCAGUAUGCCCACAAACUGGCCGCCUUGGCGGGACAGUAUUUGCAUCAAGCCCCGAGCACGUGGUUGGAGAAGAAACUUUACUUUUUGUAGACCUAAGCGCGCAUUUUGAUCCUUGGACGUACGACAAUUUACGGCAAAAGUGUUUUCAAUGUACAUGUAGAACAUCAUGUUUCACCAGCAAUUUUAACAUGUAUGUGUUUCAAAGAAUCUAUAGUAAUAAAACGAAUAUUUCAGAGACAAA